Messenger RNA from Mustela erminea (ermine), 4258 nucleotides. RefSeq names its product semaphorin 6B (gene SEMA6B). Gene Ontology annotation, biological process: semaphorin-plexin signaling pathway; axon guidance; positive regulation of cell migration. The record is from RefSeq and is a predicted model, not a curated record. The coding region runs from base 544 to 3240 and encodes 898 amino acids. The transcript is spliced from 17 exons. Lineage: Eukaryota; Metazoa; Chordata; Mammalia; Carnivora; Mustelidae. Gene Ontology annotation, molecular function: semaphorin receptor binding; chemorepellent activity.
UCCGGGCAUCGGCUGAGUCACAAAUCCUGGAAGUUCAGGGUCAUAAAAAGGAAGUUCUGCUAGUCCACGCAAGGCCUUCCUGUUUUUUGGCCCUGAAUCCUCAGAGGCAGGCUCCCCAGGGCCAAAGUUCCCACAUCACCUUCACCUCCCGGGGUUCGGAAUCUUGGAGCUCUGAGGCCAAGACAGGGCAUAACGAUGUCCCUGCUGCUCAGACGGGGAAACUGAGGCACAGGGCUUGCCUGAGGCUCCCUGGAAGGACGAGGCUGCAGGUUUCUCACUCAGGACCUCCAGACUGCACCCCCGCUGGUAGGGGUGUGGAGGGCUGGGUUCCAGAGGGUGAGUUCUGCUCACACUUCCACCAACCGAUCGUCACCCGGAGGGAGUCUCCACGCUGCACAGCCGGGCCGGUUCUUCAAAUACCUUGAACAGGAGCGGAAAGCAUGCUCGCUUGAGAGGUAGUGAGGUGCCUGUCACAGAGGUAUUCCAGCAGAGGUCAGAAAGGCUGGACUUGCAGGUCUCAUUUCUCGUUGCCCCGACCUCGCCAUGCGGACCCCGCGAGCGCCCCCUCCUCGCCCGGCCCCACUGCUCCUACUGCUGCUACUGGGGGGAGCCAACGGCCUCUUCCCCGAGGAGCCGCCGCCACUUAGCGUGGCCCCCAGAGACUACCUGAACCACUACCCCGUGUUCGUGGGCAGCGGGCCGGGACGCCUGACCCCCGCAGAGGGUCCUGACGACCUCCACAUCCAGCGAGUCCUGCGCGUUAACAGGACCCUGUUCAUCGGGGACAGGGACAACCUGUACCGGGUGGAGCUGGAGCCCCCCACGGCCACGGAGCUGCGGUACCAGCGGAAACUGACCUGGCGCUCCAACCCCAGUGACAUCAACGUGUGUCGGAUGAAAGGCAAGCAGGAGGGCGAGUGUCGAAAUUUUGUAAAGGUGCUGCUUCUUCGGGACGAAUCCACGCUCUUUGUGUGCGGUUCCAAUGCCUUCAACCCCGUCUGUGCCAACUACAGUAUGGACACACUGCAGCCCCUCGGGGACAACAUCAGCGGCAUGGCCCGUUGCCCUUACGACCCCAAACAUGCCAACGUUGCCCUCUUCUCUGAGGGAAUGCUCUUCACCGCCACAGUUACCGACUUCUUAGCCAUCGAUGCUGUCAUCUACCGCAGCCUGGGGGACCGGCCCACUCUGCGAACCGUGAAACAUGACUCCAAGUGGUUCAAAGAGCCCUACUUUGUCCACGCGGUGGAGUGGGCCAGCCACAUCUACUUCUUCUUCCGGGAGAUCGCAAUGGAGUUUAACUACCUGGAGAAGGUGGUGGUGUCCCGCGUGGCCCGGGUGUGCAAGAAUGACCUGGGAGGCUCCCCUCGGGUGCUGGAGAAGCAGUGGACAUCCUUCCUGAAGGCGCGGCUCAACUGCUCUGUGCCCGGGGACUCCCACUUCUACUUCAACGUGCUGCAGGCCGUCACCGGUGUCGUCAGCCUGGGGGGCCGGCCCGUGGUCCUCGCUGUUUUCUCUACCCCCAGCAACAGCAUCCCCGGCUCAGCUGUCUGCGCCUUUGACAUGACUCAGGUGGCCGCUGUGUUUGAAGGCCGCUUCCGUGAGCAGAAGUCCCCCGAGUCCAUCUGGACACCCGUGCCGGAGGAUCAGGUGCCACGGCCCCGACCCGGGUGCUGUGCGGCCCCCGGCAUGCAGUACAACGCCUCCAGCGCCUUCCCCGAUGAGAUCCUCAACUUCGUCAAGACCCAUCCCCUGAUGGACGAAGCGGUGCCCUCCCUGGGCCACGCGCCCUGGAUCGUGCGGACUCUGAUGCGGCACCAGCUGACGCGAGUGGCUGUGGACGUGGGUGCUGGCCCCUGGGGCAACCACACCGUUGUCUUCCUGGGCUCCGAGGUGGGCACCGUCCUCAAGUUCCUCAUCUGGCCCAACGCCAGCACCUCGGGCACCACUGGGCCCAGUGUCUUCCUGGAGGAGUUUGAGACCUACCGGCCAGACAGGUGCGGACGGUCGGGCGACGGCGAGGCAGGGCGGCGACUGUUGAGCCUGGAGCUGGACACAGCAUCGGGUGGCCUGCUGGCGGCCUUCCCCCGCUGUGUGGUCCGUGUCCCCGUGGCCCGCUGCCAGCAGUACUCAGGUUGCAUGAAGAACUGUAUUGGCAGUCAGGACCCCUACUGCGGCUGGGCCCCUGAUGGCUCCUGUGUCUUCCUCAGCCCCGGCACCAGAGGCACCUUUGAGCAGGACGUGUCGGGGGCUAGCACCUCAGGCUUAGGGGACUGCACAGGACUCCUGCGGGCCAGCCUGGCAGAGGAGCGCGCCGGGCUGGUGUCGGUGAACCUGCUGGUGACGUCGUCGGUGGCGGCCUUCGUGGUGGGCGCCGUGGUGUCCGGCUUCAGCGUGGGCUGGUACGUGGGCCUCCGCGAGCGGCGCGAGCUGGCGCGCCGCAAGGACAAGGAAGCCAUCCUGGCGCACGGCGGCGGCGAGGCGGUGCUGAGCGUCAGCCGGCUGGGCGAGCGCCGGGCGGCGGGCCCCGGGGGCCGGGGCGGCGGCGUCGGCGGCGUGGUCGUCGGCGGCGUCGGCGGCGCCGGGGGGCCCCCCGAGGCCCUGCUGGCCCCUCUGAUGCAGAACGGCUGGGCCAAGGCCACGCUGCUGCAGGGCGGCCCCCACGACCUGGACUCGGGGCUGCUGCCCACGCCCGAGCAGACGCCGCUGCCGCAGAAGCGCCUGCCCGCGCCGCACCCGCACGCCCUGGGCGCGCGCGCCUGGGAGCACGGCCACCCCCUGCUCCCGGCCUCCGCCUCCUCGUCCCUGCUGCUGCUGGCGCCCGCCCGCGCCCCCGAGCCGCCGCCCGCGGCCCCCGCGCCCGGCGAGCCGGCCCCCGACGCGCGCCUCUACGCCCGGCCCGGCCGCGCGUCGCACGGCGACUUCCCGCUCACCCCGCACGCCAGCCCGGACCGCCGGCGCGUCGUGUCGGCGCCCACGGGCCCCUCGGACCCAGUCCCCGCCGCCGCCGCCGCCGACGGCCUCCCGCGGCCCUGGAGCCCGCCGCCCACGGGCAGCCUGCGGAGGCCCGGCCCGCACGGCCCGCCGGCCGCAGCCCUGCGCCGCACGCACACGUUCAACAGCGGCGAGGCCCGGCCCGGCGGCGACCGCCACCGCGGCCGCCACGUGCGGCCCGGCACGGACUUGGCCCACCUCCUCGCCUACGGGGGCACGGACAGGACUGCGCCCCCCGUGCCCUAGGCCGGGGCCCGACGCCUCGGCGGUGCCAGCCACGGGAACCAGGAGCGAGAGAGCCGGCCCAGCUCCAGUGGGUGCUCAAGACCCCCGCCCCCGCCCGCGUGGGGGGGGCCCCUCGGCCACACGGAAGCACAACGAGCUCGGCCCCCGCCCCGCCCCCGCCCCCGCCCCCGCCCCGCCCGGGGCCGCGGGACACUGAGGCGGUUUGGGGGUGGGGGAGGGCGGGAGGAAUGUGCUAUGGAUUUGAGGUUGACCUUCUGCGCGUGGAUUUGGGUUUGUUUUCCAAUUGGCGUUUCUUUUGCAGAUUUCUAUCCAAUUGCACAACUCCGUUCUCGGGGUGUCAGCCGGGGUGGGGUGGGGGGGCGCGGCUUGGAGGCGGUGGAACGGGGGAGGGGCCGCAUCUGCAGACCCCACCUCCCCGCCCCGCCCCUUUCCAGGCCCCUCCUCAACCCAGGCUCCUGGCGUGUGUGGGUGUGUGUGUGUGUGUGUGCAUGCCGUGUUCGUGUGCAAGGGGCCAGGAAGGGGAGGGAGGUGCGUGUGUGUGCCCACGAGGGCUGCUGCCGGCGUGUGUGUGUGUGUGUGUGUCGCGGUGGGCCACGCGUGCAGUGUACCUGUCUGUGUGCGAGGUGGUGGCCCCAGCGGCCUGGGCGUUGGCUGACCCGGCGCCGGGGCUUCCAAAAGGCCCGGGGGCCUCCAAGGUGCCGGUUAGGAAUUUGAGGGGGAGACAAGAUGGGGUUCCGGGCAGGGGGGCCGGGAGGGCCUGCCCAGAAGUCAUACUGGCAGCAGCUGUCUAAAAGGGCUUGGUGGUCUGGGGGGGGGCGGGGAAGGCGGGCGGGCCCCACUGUAAAUACGGCCCCAGGGUGGUCAGAGGGUCCCAUGCCACCCGUCCCCUUGUGACCUCUCCCUUGACCUCCAGCUGACCAUGCAUGCCAGUUGAGUGGCCAGCUGAGUCCUGGACCCUCUCUGGAGUUUGCCUCCCCCAACCCCCUCCCCAUCAAUAAAACUGUUUACAACCACCGGC